This is a messenger RNA of Gorilla gorilla gorilla (western lowland gorilla), 5258 nucleotides long. It is a transcript of the gene CTH, whose product is annotated as cystathionine gamma-lyase. Gene Ontology annotation, cellular component: cytoplasm. Gene Ontology annotation, molecular function: pyridoxal phosphate binding; cystathionine gamma-lyase activity. The transcript has 12 exons. The record is from RefSeq and is a predicted model, not a curated record. The coding region runs from base 385 to 1602 and encodes 405 amino acids. Lineage: Eukaryota; Metazoa; Chordata; Mammalia; Primates; Hominidae. Gene Ontology annotation, biological process: transsulfuration.
UACUCCGGAAUUUCGCCCGCAGGGACUAACACCACUUGGACCCAAGGACUCCAGCUUCACUCCACUUUGUGCACUGGGAGGGGCGGUCGCGAUGACGUUUCAGGCAACGCCUCUGCUGUCAGCCAAUAAGGAGCGGGAGACGCGUCGGGCCUUCGCUCAAUGGGCCGCGCUGGUCCAGCCCCACUGUGAUCAUGAGACUGCAGACCCUCUAAUAAAAUCCACCCCAACAAUCGCCGUGUGCCGCUUUAGUGCGCUCGCCGUCGGCUCUACCUGCGUGCUUUAGCUCCUUCUCGCCUGAUCCUUCUGUCUCUCCCAACCCCGGACACCCGGCUUCGACUGGUUAUAUCUUCGGUGUUCUUUUCCUCUCUCCUUUCGCGGUUCAGCAUGCAGGAAAAAGACGCCUCCUCACAAGGUUUCCUGCCUCACUUCCAACAUUUCGCCACGCAGGCCAUCCAUGUGGGCCAGGAUCCAGAGCAAUGGACCUCCAGGGCUGUAGUGCCCCCCAUCUCACUGUCCACCACGUUCAAGCAAUGGGCGCCUGGCCAGCACUCGGGUUUUGAAUAUAGCCGUUCUGGAAAUCCCACUAGGAAUUGCCUUGAAAAAGCAGUGGCAGCACUGGAUGGGGCUAAGUACUGUUUGGCCUUUGCUUCAGGUUUAGCAGCCACUGUAACUAUUACCCAUCUUUUAAAAGCAGGAGACCAAAUUAUUUGUAUGGAUGAUGUUUAUGGAGGUACAAACAGGUACUUCAGGCAAGUGGCAUCUGAAUUUGGAUUAAAGAUUUCUUUUGUUGAUUGUUCCAAAAUCAAAUUACUAGAGGCAGCAAUUACACCAGAAACCAAGCUUGUUUGGAUCGAAACCCCCACAAACCCCACCCAGAAGGUGAUUGACAUUGAAGCCUGUGCACAUAUUGUCCAUAAGCAUGGAGACAUUAUUUUGGUCGUGGAUAACACUUUUAUGUCACCAUAUUUCCAGCGCCCUUUGGCUCUGGGAGCUGAUAUUUGUAUGUAUUCUGCAACAAAAUACAUGAAUGGCCACAGUGAUGUUGUAAUGGGCCUGGUGUCUGUUAAUUGUGAAAGCCUUCAUAAUAGACUUCGUUUCUUGCAAAAUUCUCUUGGAGCAGUUCCAUCUCCUAUUGAUUGUUACCUCUGCAAUCGAGGUCUGAAGACUCUACAUGUCCGAAUGGAAAAGCAUUUCAAAAACGGAAUGGCAGUUGCCCAGUUCCUGGAAUCUAAUCCUUGGGUAGAAAAGGUUAUUUACCCUGGGCUGCCCUCUCAUCCACAGCAUGAGUUGGUGAAGCGUCAGUGUACAGGUUGUACAGGGAUGGUCACCUUUUAUAUUAGGGGCACUCUUCAGCAUGCUGAGAUUUUCCUCAAGAACCUAAAGCUAUUUACUCUGGCUGAGAGCUUGGGAGGAUUCGAAAGCCUUGCUGAGCUUCCGACAAUCAUGACUCAUGCGUCAGUUCUUAAGAAUGACAGAGAUGUCCUUGGAAUUAGUGACACACUGAUUCGACUUUCUGUGGGCUUAGAGGAUGAGGAAGACCUACUGGAAGAUCUAGAUCAAGCUUUGAAGGCAGCACACCCUCCAAGUGGAAGUCACAGCUAGUAUUCCAGAGCUGCUAUUAGAAGCUGCUUCCUGUGAAGAUCAAAUCUUCCUGAGUAAUUAAAUGGACCAACAAUGAGCCUUUGCAAAAUUUUCAAGCGGAAAUUUUAAGGCACCUCAUUAUCUUUCAUAUCUGUAAUUUUCUUAGGGAUCAUCUCUGUUAAAAAGUUUUCUGUAUGUCAUGUUAUAAUUACAGGUCAAUUCUGUUAAUAUCUUUUUGUUAAUUUUGCUCUAUGUUUGCCUCUGAAGGAGGUGAGAUUUGUGCUACUUUGGGAGAUUACGUUCUUUUUUCAUGUCUAAGAUUUAUUAUUUUGAUCAUGUUUAUAAUAUAAUGGUAAUUCAUUUUUGAUGUUUUGUGAAGAAUUUAAAUUUAAACGAAUGUUCUUAAAUCAAGUGUGAUUUUUUUGCAUAUCAUUGAAAAGAACAUUAAAAGCAAUUAAUGUUACCAUAAGCUGAAAAUCAAAUACUUGAAAAGUUUACUGUGAAAUUCUACUGAUUUAAGACUAUACUUAAUAUUUUUAAAAAAAUAAAUCAGCUGGGCGCGGUGGCUCACGCAUGUAAUCCCAGCACUUUGGGAGGAUAAGGCAGGCGGAUCACGAGGUCAGGAGAUUGAGACCAUCCUGGCUAGCACGGUGAAACCCCAUCUCUGCUAAAAAUGCAAAAAAAAUUAGACGGAUGUGGUGGCGUGCCUGUAGUCCCAGCUACUUGGGAGGCUGAGGCAGGAGAAUGGCGUGAAACCAGGAGGAGGAGCUUGCAGUGAGCCGAGAUCAUGCCACUGCACUCCAGCCUGGGCGACAGAGCGAGACUCCGUCUCAAAAAAAAAAAAAAAAAAAAAGAAAUCUAAUUAUCAAAUGCAUCCCAUUGUGAUAUUCCUACAUUAUGUGACAUUAACCUAUAUUCCUGGGUCCUUUUAAUUCCCAACUACUGCUCUUAGAGGUCUUAGCCUUUUAUGUUAAUUUUUAUAAAUUCAAUUAAAUAACUAUUAUUCCCAAAUCUUAGUGUUUGCAGAUUAGUUAUAAAUCCUAUCCAAGGCAGGUUAAAGGCCACCGUUUUACAGAGAAAUAGUACUUUUUAUAUUUUUAUCUGAAAUAGUGCAUUUGUUGAGAAUAAAAGAAGGUAUGUUUAAAAAUAGAAUCUUUUGGGCCUGGUGGUACGUGCUUGUAGUCCUAGCUACUUGGGCAGCUGAGGUGGAGGAUCUCCUUGAGCCUAGGAGUUCCAGACUGCAUUGGCGUCACUGCACUCCAGCCUGGGCGACAGAAUGAGACCCUGUCUCUAAAAAAUAUAAUAAAAUAGACUAUUUUAUAGUUGAAUGUAUAGUUAGCAAGUUAUCAUCUGAGCCAUAAGUCAAAAAUUAAAUCUUAAAAAUUGUUUUUAUACUAAAGGUUUUUCAUCUUAUAAUAUAUCUUGAUAUUGCCAUUUGUUUCGGUUAAAAUAAUAUCAUACAGCCUGAUGAAUAACAGUGCUGUUUAGGAGGAGAAUACAUAAAAAUAUACAUUCUUCUAUAUUGUCCACACUCUUGAGUUAUACCUAUUGAGUCUGGAAAUUCUGUCUCUAGAGGCAGUAGCAUUUUGAGGCAGGUCCUAUCUCACUAUGGUUUCUGCCAGAACUGAUUUCUUGCCAUCUCAAGGCCUUAGGGCUGUGGAAAUAAAUGAUCAACCAAAUGAGAAAAGGAAAGGCUAUUCUUAGCUUACUAUAGCAAGGGAGUUAGCCACCAUCACCUGGGUUUUGGCAGAAAGUUAAAGGCGGGCAAAUGGGUGGAAAAGUUUUAUAGCAGAAAAAAGGGAAGCCUUCAGAUAUGCCCUGGUUGAAGACUGUUGGCAUGGGGAAGCCAGAAGCAGGUUGACUGGAGUCAGUGUUUCACAGUGGGCAGGUCUGUGUAAUCCUACAUCAAAGUCUAAGGAAGUUGAGAGGCCAAAGAGGCACCCAGUUUCUUAGAAAGAAACAUUUAAUAGGGAUUUAGGAAGAGAAGCCAUGACUGUAUCUUGGGCAGUGAUGAGGCAAGUUGGUGGAUCCCAGCAUAAUUACCCCCAAGACCUGGGACUUUUAUGCCACAGGGAGAGGAGUGGUUGAAAAGGAAUUUGUAAGACAAUUAUGAUAACAUCAAAGCUGUUUGACCUACGGGCAGGAUUUACUGUAUGUAUGAGUUUAUCAAGGUGUCUUACUCUAAGGGCAGGAUUUACAAUAAGUACCUGCUCUUAAACAAGGUACAAAUAGAUAAAUUGGAAUGAGGGUUAAUCAGAAGCUAACAGGGCAGAUUAGCAUCCAAGAUGGAGUUGCUUUGGCCUCUAGAUGGGGCAUCCUGUGUAAUUUGCUAAGGUGCUUAUUUGGCUUUCUCUGGUCCUAAGUUGGAAGCAGGGGCAAAAUUAGAGAAACUGUCAGUCAUUCAUUUCCUGACGAUUCUGGGCCAAUUGUUACACAAGUUAUUGUUUAGCUUCCUGGAUUGUCACUAAAGAAAGCAAUCUGGCUUCCUGCAACUCUGACUUACAGCAGGCUGAUCUCCUGGGUUGUUUAUUGUUGAUGAGGGUGUUGGUUUCUCGGGCAGCUUGCUGCAGGUUGUGGGUCGAAUUUCUAAUUUUACAUAUGGCAUGGCCACUGUCCAUUUCUAUAUUCAGUCUCUUAGGGCUUCUGGUGAGCAGUAAGUAACUACCAUCGUGUUAGUCAAGGUUCUCCAGACUAACAGAGCCAGUAGGGCCUGUGCGCGUGUGUGUGUGUAUAGAGAAAAAUAGAGAGAUAGAUAGAGAUUUAUUUUAAGAAAUGGAUCAUGUGAUUGUGAGGCUGGCAAGUCUAAACUCUAUUGUAGUGUUGAGUUUGAAAUUUGCAGGGCAGACCAUUCAGCUGAAAAUACAGGCAGAGAUUCUGUGAUGCAGUUUUGAGGCAGAAUAGCUUUCUUUAGGGAAACCUUAGUCUUUGCUGUUAAGGCCUUCAACUGAUUGCAUGAAACUCAUCCACAUUAUAGAGAUUAAUCUCCUUUGCUCGAAGUCUAUUUAAAUAUUAGUCACAUCUAAAACAUACUUUUACAGCAACAUCUAGACUGGUGUUUGACCAAACAACUGGGCAUCAUAGCUGACACAUAAAAUUAACCAUCACAACCACGUUCUAGGCACUGUUCCUCACUGCCUGAGAAGACACCAUUAUGUUUAUUAGGGUUUUUGAGGUUUAUCCACAGCUUUUGGUUAUCUGCAACCAUGUCUCCCACCAUCAACAUAGUUCACACUGAGAUGAGGAUUCUCUAUUUAACACUUGGGCCCACCUUCUUCACAGUCCAUCUGGUUUUGUAGAGGGAACAUAACUGGACAUUCUGGUCAGGUUAGGUGAGGCCAGGCCUUCAGGACGCUAUUUUCACUGAGUUGCUUUAUAAGGCACAUUAUGCAAAAUUCCAUCAGCUCUUCUGUUCACUACAUUCACUGUUGAAAUUCUAAGAGUGAGACUGCUGUCUCACACCAAAGCCAGUGGGUACUAUCUUCAGUAGGCACGCAGCAUCAUGUUGGUAUUUGAUCCAGCUAGAUGACAUGUAAGAGAAAACUUUAUUGUGGACUCUGUAAAGUGUGACAUUCGUUUGUGACUCAAUUUGCUCAUGUAUUUGUACCUGGGAGUUCAUGACAUAGCUAACUUCCAGCUGCUUUCAAUUUACAUCAUAAAAGAAAUGCAUCAUAUUCUUC